CUAAUCAUUUCCACCCCCUCUCGCGGCUCUCUCUCUCUCUAACCCCACACAGCGCUCGCUUCUCCCCACCAUGGUGGCGAUCUCGGAGCUCGGGUGAGCGGAAGAGAAUGCGGCCGAUUUGAGGAGAGGGAUGGGGUUUCGGGUGGAUUUGUGGUGAGCGGGGAGGGGGGUAGAUUAGGUUUUUGGUGGUUUUGUUGGUUGGGAGGUCGUCGGAGAUGAGCUCGUCGUCGGCGGCCAGCAUCGGGCCGCCGCCGCCGCCGCCCCCCGCUCCGCCCGAGGAAGGUGGGUGGCUAGAGAAGAAGUGCCUCAACUCGGAGCUGUGGCACGCCUGCGCCGGCCCGCUGGUGUGCCUCCCGACCGUCGGCACGCGCGUCGUCUACUUCCCGCAGGGCCACAGCGAGCAGGUGGCGGCGUCGACGAACAAGGAGGUGGAGGGUCACAUCCCCAACUACCCCAACCUGCCUGCGCAACUGAUCUGCCAGCUCCACGAUGUCACAAUGCACGCGGAUGUGGAGACUGACGAAGUGUACGCGCAGAUGACGCUCCAGCCGCUGAACCCUCAAGAGCAGAACGAUGCCUACCUUCCCGCGGAGAUGGGGAUAAUGAGCAAGCAGCCCACGAAUUACUUCUGCAAGACGCUGACGGCGAGCGACACCAGCACGCACGGGGGGUUCUCCGUGCCCCGCCGUGCUGCUGAGCGUGUCUUCCCUCCUCUGGAUUUCACACAGCAGCCUCCAGCUCAGGAGCUAAUUGCACGGGAUAUUCAUGAUAUCGAGUGGAAGUUCAGGCACAUCUUCCGAGGUCAACCCAAACGGCAUCUGCUAACUACUGGCUGGAGUGUUUUUGUUAGUGCUAAGAGGCUUGUUGCAGGAGAUUCUGUGCUUUUCAUAUGGAAUGAGAAAAACCAGCUUUUACUUGGAAUAAGACGCGCCAGUCGGCCGCAGACUGUGAUGCCUUCCUCUGUUCUUUCAAGUGACAGCAUGCACAUAGGUCUCCUUGCUGCAGCAGCUCAUGCUGCUGCUACAAACAGCCGUUUCACAAUUUUCUACAACCCCCGGGCAAGUCCAUCAGAAUUCGUCAUACCACUUUCAAAAUACAUCAAGGCUGUUUUCCAUACUCGAAUAUCAGUUGGGAUGCGGUUCAGGAUGUUGUUCGAGACUGAGGAGUCAAGCGUUCGCAGGUACAUGGGGACGAUAACAGAAGUUAGUGAUGCGGACCCUGUCCGUUGGCCAAGUUCCUAUUGGAGAUCGGUGAAGGUUGGUUGGGAUGAAUCAACUGCAGGGGAAAGGCCGCCAAGAGUUUCUUUAUGGGAAAUCGAACCUUUGACAACCUUUCCAAUGUAUCCAUCUUUGUUCCCGCUGAGAGUUAAGCAUCCUUGGUAUUCAGGAGUUGCUUCUCUGCAUGAUGACAGCAAUGCUUUAAUGUGGCUGAGAGGAGUUGCUGGUGAGGGAGGUUUUCAGUCUCUGAACUUUCAGUCGCCUGGUAUUGGCUCUUGGGGACAACAGAGGCUCCAUCCAUCCUUACUGAGCACCGAUCACGAUCAGUACCAAGCAGUAGUUGCUGCUGCUGCUGCUGCUUCCCAGUCUGGUGGUUAUCUUAAACAGCAAUUCUUGCAUCUUCAGCAACCUAUGCAGCCCCCUCAAGAGCACUGUAACCUCAACCCAUUACUGCAGCAACAAAUUCUGCAGCAAGCAAGCCAACAACAGAUAAUUAGUCCUGAGGCCCAAAACAUCCAAACAAUGCUGAGCCCAAGUUCUAUGCAGCAGCAACUCCAGCAACUCCAGCAAAUGCAGCAGGUUCAGAAUGAUCAGAAGCAGAAGAUUCAACCAGAGCAAAGCUACCAAGUUCCUAGCAGUGCAGUUCUCCCAAGUCCAACAUCAAUACCGAGCCAUUUGCGAGAAAAAUUUGGUUUCUCUGAUCCUAACGCGAAUUCGUCAAGCUUCAUCCCCUCUAGCAGUAGUGACAACAUGUUGGAUUCGAGCUUCCUUCAGGGUGGUUCAAAAGCUGUGGACUUGUCUCGAUUUAAUCAACCUGUAGCUAGCGAGCAGCAGCAGCAGCAGCAGCAGCAGCAGCAGCAACAGCAACAGGCAUGGAAGCAGAAAUUUAUGGGUUCACAGUCAGUGUCUUUUGGUGGCUCGGUUUUGCAUAAUUCACCCACAAGUAAAGAUGGUUCUGUUGAAAACAAAAUUGGCCGUGAUGUGCAGAACCAGUCCCUUUUUAGUCCACAAGUUGACUCUUCCUCUCUUCUGUACAACAUGGUACCUAAUCUGACUUCAAAUGUUGCGGAUGGUAGCUUAUCAACGAUCCCUUCUGGAUCAACUUAUCUGCAGAAUGCAAUGUAUGGUUGCUUGGACGAUUCUUCUGGUUUAUUGCAAAAUACAGGAGAGAACGAUCCAACAACCAGAACAUUUGUGAAGGUUUACAAGUCAGGUUCGGUUGGGAGGUCGUUGGACAUCACCCGGUUCUCUAAUUAUGCUGAACUUCGAGAAGAACUGGGUCAGAUGUUCGGCAUUAAGGGUCAGUUGGACGACCCUGAUAGAUCAGGCUGGCAGCUUGUAUUCGUCGACAGGGAGAAUGACGUGCUUCUCCUUGGAGACGACCCCUGGGAGUCCUUUGUGAAUAGUGUAUGGUACAUCAAGAUACUUUCACCUGAGGAUGUGCAUAAGAUGGGAAAGCAAGGAAAUGAUCCACGGUAUUUGUCCUGAAGUGAGAAUAUGGUGUCAUUUCUGGUUUCCACGAGGAUUCUGCAGUGCAUGGCGACACUCUUGCUCUCGACAAUGCACGUCUUCAGAGGUCCCAAAUUUGUACCCGUAUCUUGCAUGUACACCGUACAUGUCUCCAGAACUCUCUGUUACCUAUUCGGUGCAGGUCACCGGAACCACGAAACUGAUAUUUUGUAGGUUCCACUUAGGAAUCAGUAUCGGUUUAACUGUAUCCUAGAUGAUUUGUAACUCGGCACGGCAGGCAGCUGUUUUCAUGUUUCAUCGAGUCCUCCAGGACAUUAAGCUUAGUUGAUAUUGUCAGGAUUUAUGUGUAUUGAUGACAUUCCUCUACACGCUUUGAACAAAAGAACUCCAAUAAUCGGAACGAAUGAGGAUUUGUUCGGAUC
Messenger RNA from Oryza brachyantha (malo sina), 3109 nucleotides. RefSeq names its product auxin response factor 12. NCBI's taxonomy places the organism in Eukaryota, Viridiplantae, Streptophyta, Magnoliopsida, Poales, Poaceae. The record is from RefSeq and is a predicted model, not a curated record. The transcript has 16 exons. Gene Ontology annotation, cellular component: nucleus. Gene Ontology annotation, molecular function: DNA binding; protein binding. Gene Ontology annotation, biological process: regulation of DNA-templated transcription; response to hormone. The coding region runs from base 216 to 2705 and encodes 829 amino acids.